AAAGAUCUCCCAAUGGCUGAGUCUGCAAGCAACACAGCUCCAAAAAAGCUCAUCCAAAUCGAUGUAGGCUCGGAUACAGUGUGCCCAUGGUGCUUUGUGGGCAAAAAGAAUCUUGACAAAGCCAUUGAUGCAUCUAAAGACCAAUACAACUUUGAGAUUCGAUGGCAUCCUUUUUUCCUUGAUGCCUCUGCACCCAAAGAAGGUGUGAACAAGAAAGAGUUUUAUCGACAGAAAUUUGGAAACAGAGUUGAAGGAAUGUUCACAAGAAUGUCCGAGAUCUUUGGAGGUUUUGGGUUAGAGUAUGACACAUCAGGUCUCACAGGCAACACUCUGGAUAGUCAUAGACUUAUACAUUACACCGGGAAGCACGCACCGGAGAAACAGCAUAGCCUUGUUGAAGAGUUGUGUCUCGGUUACUUCACACAGGGAAAGUUCAUUGGUGACAGGGAGUUUUUGGUUGAGACGGCCAAAAAGCUUAGCAUAGAAGGAGCAGAAGAAUAUCUCUCAGAGCCUAACAAUGGAGUCACAGAGGUUAAAGAAGAGAUGGAGAAGUAUUCACGGAAUAUCACUGGAGUUCCACAUUACACUAUCAAUGGGAAGGUGAAACUGAGUGGUGCGCAACCGCCGGAGACGUUCCAGAGUGCGUUUGAAGCGGCCUGA
Molecule: messenger RNA, 660 nt
Organism: Thlaspi arvense
Lineage: Eukaryota; Viridiplantae; Streptophyta; Magnoliopsida; Brassicales; Brassicaceae
Source: the annotation of a GenBank genome assembly